CUCGGCCGCGAUCGGCUCGGCUCGGCUCGGCCGCGAUCGGCUCGGCUCGGCUCGGCCCCGCCCCGGCUGGCCCCGCUCGGCCCGGCCCGGCCCGGCUCGGCCCCGCUAGGCUCGGCUCGGCUCGGCUCGGCCCGGCCCGGCACCAUGCUGGCCCUCUUCAACAAGCUGCUGGACUGGUUCCGGGCGCUGUUCUGGAAGGAGGAGAUGGAGCUGACCCUGGUGGGGCUGCAGUACUCGGGCAAGACCACCUUCGUCAACGUGAUCGCGUCAGGACAGUUCAACGAAGACAUGAUCCCGACGGUGGGCUUUAACAUGAGGAAGAUCACCAAGGGGAAUGUUACUAUAAAGCUCUGGGACAUCGGUGGCCAGCCGCGGUUCCGCAGCAUGUGGGAGCGGUACUGCCGUGGAGUGAGUGCCAUCGUGUACAUGGUGGAUGCCGCUGACCAGGAGAAGAUAGAGGCCUCCAAGAAUGAACUGCACAACUUGCUCGACAAGCCACAGCUCCAGGGCAUCCCGGUCCUAGUCCUGGGGAACAAGCGAGACCUGCCCGGUGCCUUGGAUGAGAAGGAGCUCAUUGAGAAGAUGAAUCUCUCCGCCAUCCAGGACCGAGAGAUUUGUUGCUACUCCAUCUCCUGCAAAGAAAAGGACAACAUCGACAUCACCCUACAGUGGCUUAUCCAGCACUCGAAGUCUAGGAGAAGCUGAGAUCCCACGGACCAUGGCUCGGAUCGGGAAGAUGCCAUUGUACAAGCCCGCGCCCCUUCUCUCUCCUGCUCUGUCCCUCCAGCUCUCUCUCUAGAUGGGUAUUUUUAGGGGACCCCAGACUCCACUCGCGUUGAGGUGGAGCCCUUGUUUUUAUUGUAAAGAAAAUGUCCGACUGCCCUCCUCCCCUCUCUGUCUCUUCCUCCCGUUUUGGCACUGUUCUGUUGUUGUCUGUGUAUACAGUAUAUAUAUAUGUAUAUAUAUUUUAAUUUUUUAAUUUAAGCGAUAGCGCUGUUAUUAAACUGGGCCCUGUGAGUAGUAGGAAGGCUGUGGGCUCCCUGAGGCCGGCCGAGGGUCAGCACUGGGAGGAAGAUGAGGGUGGUGGCAGAAGGCCAUCCUUGGGGAUGGGGCUGUGCCAGGCCUCUGGCAGGUCCCCUGGGGCUCCCCCAUCCCCUCUCUGGGUGUCCUGCCUGUACCCCUGGGCAGGGAGCAUGCUGGGGGGUCAGGAGCAUGCCUGCCUUGCCCCUCCCUGGGCUUUGUCCCCAUGGGUAGGGUGUGGGGGGGAGGCGAUGCCACUGCCCCCCCCAGGCUCCUUGCCCCUUCCAGGGGGACAGAGGUCACCCACAACUCACUGCAGUCAGCCUCCCCCCCCAUCGCCUCCAGCUGCUGUGCCACUGCCCCACUCCCUCCUUGCUGCCCUGGGCUGCUCAUGCCCCUGCCCCAUGUCCCCCCUGCCCCUGCACCUGGGCCCGAUCCUGCCCCACUGCCCAGCCCUGCUUCUCCACUGUGCUGGGCAGCGAGCGGAGGGGCUGGUGCCAGCGUAGGAGGGGCCCAGCAAUGCCAGCAGCCCCCGUGGGGAGUGGGGGGCUGGCUCCUGCCCCCCACCGCCCCAGCUGCCUCCAGAGGUGGCUGGGCCCCACGUAGCCUCUCAGGGUGGCCGCGCUGGUUCCCCACGUGCCAAAAGGCAUCACCUGUGCCUGGCCAGGGGCUGCUGGCUCUGCUCCAGCCGAGGACAUCCAUGUAGGGACGCCAAGGAGGGGUGGGACACAUGGAGACACCUUUCCCCAGGGGCAUGGGGCCGGGAGAGCCCCUGUGCACCCGCACAUUGCCUGCCAGAGCCAGGGGGUGCUCCGGGACGUGCCCCGCUCCCCAGCUCUGCCGCCCUGGCUCGGGGGGGACAUGGGGGCAGGGGGGGCCUGGGGGGGAGCACAGAUGGGUCAUUGUCUGCAGGUGGGAGAGGGUGAGAUGAAAUUUGGGGAGGGGGCCAGGAAGGCUUUGCCCAUCUGUGCUGUGUGAUGAGUUGCUGGGUCUCUGCAGGUGCAGCCUGGGGGCCUGGUCAGGAUGUUUGGGGCCAUUUUAGGGGGGACUUAGCUGGGCUGGGAGGGAUGCGCUGGCAUCGGGAGGGUGGGUGCAUAGUGGGAUCAGGUCAGUGCACAGCGGGGAGGCAGCUGCCGGUCCCCAGCUCAGGGCUGGGGAAGAGGGUGGCAGUGGCCCAGGGGCAGGGGGCUGCAGGGCCCCUCUCGCUGCCCCUUCCCCUGCUCGGCUCCAGGGCAGUGAGGCCAGAGGUUUCUCUUCUGUUCUCGUUUUUGCAGAAUUGCACAAAGAGAGGUUUCCUUUGUCUUAUUUUUUUCUUAAUUUAAUGAAUUGUAAAGUGUUGUCACCCCCCACCCCCUCUUUUUUUUUUUUAAGAGAUAUUUUGACUCAGAUUUGACCUCUGUUGGGAAAUGAUUCUUGUAACUGUACAAUUUUUUUGCCUCCUAAUAAUAAUAAAUUAACAAUUUUGCGUU
Molecule: messenger RNA, 2489 nt
Organism: Phalacrocorax carbo (great cormorant)
Lineage: Eukaryota; Metazoa; Chordata; Aves; Suliformes; Phalacrocoracidae
Source: RefSeq, a predicted model, not a curated record